Molecule: messenger RNA, 310 nt
Organism: Staurois parvus
Lineage: Eukaryota; Metazoa; Chordata; Amphibia; Anura; Ranidae
Source: the annotation of a GenBank genome assembly
CCUGUUUAUAAACAACACAGAUCUCUCCACUGUCAGCUCCUGCACACUGCUUUGUAUGGCUCUGCAUAGCACAGCCCUACAAAGCAGUGUGCAUACAGUGAAACACACACACAGCACACAUAGUGAAAUACACACACAGCACACAGUUAACCCUUUGAUCACCCCACGUGUUAACCCCUUCCUGCCCAGUGCCAUUAGUACAGUGUCAGUGCAUUUUAUUAGCACUGAUUACUGUGUUGGUGUCACUGGGGAUGGCAGUGACACCAAGUCAGUUCCCCCCAGUGUCAGAAUGCCCAGCAGUCCAUCUAUA